AUGUGGCCGCUUCUGCUCCUCCUGGCGGCCCUGGGGCAAGCCAGCCAAGAAACGCUUCACGUCGUCGACUUAUCCCAGGUGGUGUGCCCCAAGCCGCAGAGCAGCAAUCCAAAUGCGCCUGUUCUUCCUGACUACAACUUGGGCAUUGAGCAGACGACCUCAAUGGACAUGGAUUCCCCGUACAUUGUCAGCUUCAUGCGCGCGAGCAAGCAGGCAAUGUCGAUACGUUUCAAAAUUUUAGAUUACAAUGGCGAGACGGUCGUGUCCGACACCACUGUGCAGCUAGAAGACUUGCGUACCUCGGUGCCAAGCUCAUGCACAUGUACAUCGGCGACGAUUCCUCAAGAGGUGGAGGCCAAGUAUGGUCAAAGCUAUGGGACUUCGUGUCAGGCGUGGGAUAACGCCAAAUGUGACCAGUUGUGGGGUGACUUGUCAGUGGGCUCCUGGUGCUGUCGACCUUGGUGUUAUGCAUCGCAGGACUGUCCAGAUGCAUACCGAAGUGAGGCGAUCCCAGGUCAGUACUUCAGUUAUGCGGCCUGCGACACUGUGAGCCCAGCCUCACCUUGCACGUGGACAUCUGUGGCCGAGCAAAAUGAUCCGUGCCAGUGCAAGAACUCCGCGAGUGUGUUCAGCACUGCAAUGAAUGCCACAUUUACGAGCAACUACGGAGCCACCUGUGGCACGUGGGACAUGCAAAACUGUGACAUCAACUACCGGCCGGACCAGGUAGACACCUGGUGCUGCAAAAGCUGGUGCUAUGUGGACAAGGAAUGUUCCACCGCAAAGCAGUCCCUGAAUCCUGGCAUGGAGGGUCUCUUAUUCUGGUCCGACAACGUUUGCCCAGACGAUCCUCUCCUGGUUUCACAGUGCCCCUACAAGCCGAAACCGAACAUCACGGCAGGCAGCACUGCCUGCGCGUGCUUGGACGUGUCGAUGCCCACCUAUGACCUUGAGAAGGCUGGCCUGAACUCGACCUACGCAGACUACGGUCGGCAGUGUGCUCCUCACGAUGCGACCAUCUGCGAGAUUACGUACCCAUAUGCCACGCAUGACAUGUGGUGCUGCAUGUCGUGGUGUUGGGUUGACUCGAGCUGUCCACAUGCACGAGCAUCAACACAGUGGCCCGGGAAAUUCUUCAGCACCGCGGGCUGCGAGAUGGACGCGGACGUGGUCUCAAGCUGCAAAUACUCACGCGUUUGCGAGUGCCGUGGCUCAUUGCCAACCGGGACGCUGCCGGCGGGAUUCUCCAGCUCCUACGGCUCCUCAUGCAGUGCGUGGGAUGCCACUGGCUGCAAGGCGACGUGGAGCGCUGAUUCGGACUCGCAGUGGCAUACUCAAUCGGAUCACGAGUGGUGCUGUGAUGCAUGGUGCUAUGUCGACAAUGCUUGCCCUAUAGCCAAGCUGUCCUGGCUUGGCACUGGAUACUAUUUCAGCUACGAGACAUGUGAUGACCCGUCCACAAACUAUGACGAGCCAUCCGACUCGUGCAUUUCCACCCGGAGGCGUGCUCUCAGAAGGCUUGGUCAGAUGAUUGCAGAAUAUCUCGAUGAGGAGGACCCAGAUGAGUCCGAAGAGGAGCGGCGACUCUCAGCCAGAAGACGCGUCGGUGCAACUGCCCGCCGGCGACGGACUGCCACCUCGACUGCCCGGCGGCGACGCUCUCCACCUGCGCCUCCCACUACUGCGAGAAGGCGAACUCCUUCGAAACCUUCUGCGUCCAGCCGUCGUCGCGCAGCUACCCCGACAACCCCACGGCGACGAGCAGUUCGCCGCAGAACGCCUCCUCCGACACCACCAGCCAUGUCAACUGGCCGCCGUCGCAGCACUGGCAUCGGCGGGACACACACGAUGACUCCCCGCCGCAGACGUGCACCGACUACCACUCUCAGUCCACGGCGUCGUGCCACAACCACCACUCCGUCCCCGUCGCCCACUGUCAGUCCACGGCGUCGUGCCACAACCACCACUCCGUCCCCGUCCCCGUCGCCGUCCCCAUCGCCGUCGCCGUCGCCUUCGACGACAAGGCGACGGCGCAGUCGAAGGCGAAGUACGCCGUACGGCUACAACAGCAAGAACGACAUGAUGAACAACCAUGGUGGGACCAUGCCUCAUCAAACCAACUACGGUUACUCUGGCUCGGAUGCUGUCUCAGCCAAUUCGAACACUAAUGUCGCCAUUUAUGCGGCAGGAGCAGCGGCUGCUGCAGCUGUGGUUGGCGCUGGGGCUGCAUAUGUCUAUAACAGCCAGUACGGAGAUGCAUAUAGCGACCACCGCCGCCGCCGAGCAACUUCGUUUGAAACGCCAGACCUUUGCACCGUCACCGCCGCUGGAAGUCGAAACGGCGACUUCAUGGAUUGCCAGAAGUGCUACGACCACUACGGCAUUUCCAGCUGUCCCUCUGCAAGUUCCUGCAACACUCCCACGGGGUGCAGCUACAAGACGCCUCAAAGCUUGAGCCGGGAUGACCUCGCAGCCACAGGUUUCAUACCAGAAGGCUAUACCUUCCCGCUCCGCGUCAUCUUCACCAGCGUCACUGGUGCAGGAAUCGUCACUGACCCGCUGUCAGGCGGCCUAUGCCCACCUACGACUCCAGCGGAAGCCGAAUAUGUGGAGAGAUUCAACAAAACCAUGUCCUUCAAGCCCGAGCUGUUCUUGGUCCUGACCAAGCAAAGUGCAUUACGGCAAGCCGAACCAUGUGAGAGAGACACGCAGACGACUUGCUCAUUCUACUCCUGCUCGCCGGACAGAUCAGUUUGCGAGAAUGAAGUUUGCCUGUGUGAGACAGGCUACUGCUGGAAUGGCUACGAGUGCUUGGCGCAGGGUGUGGCAAGUGCGGCAUCUAACCAGGCCUUGAAUUUCGUGAUCUUCCUGCCUCUUCUGUUGCGACGUGUGCUACAUCUUUGA
Molecule: messenger RNA, 2904 nt
Organism: Symbiodinium necroappetens
Lineage: Eukaryota; Dinophyceae; Suessiales; Symbiodiniaceae
Source: the annotation of a GenBank genome assembly